Auanema sp. JU1783 is the source of this 1170-nucleotide messenger RNA. The record is from the annotation of a GenBank genome assembly. Lineage: Eukaryota; Metazoa; Nematoda; Chromadorea; Rhabditida; Rhabditidae.
AUGCCAUUUCUGAGUAUUGACACUAGUACAUAUGAUAGCAGUGAAACUAUUCGGAAACAACUGAUUGAGAAAUUCGCGGAACUCAACUAUAUAAUCCAUUUGACAAGUAAAUUCUUAGGGAUCUAUCAAAACGCUGAGAAGCCAAAGGGCAAUCUAUCUACCAUCCUUCACUCAAUCAAACAAGUAUGGAGCUGCUUUCUAUUAUUCUUGUUAUUUCUAGGAUUCAUGAUAUCUGUUACUCUCACGUCGGUAGCAGUGACAUCAUUGUACCUAAUAGGGCUGAUAGACUUCCUUUUCCUAUUUUACUACAACUGGUCUCACUUUGAGUACCGAUUCUUCCGCAGUUUAAUGCACAGCUCAACUGGAGUAGGCAUACUCAAACAGUUCAAAAUGCUCAACAGAAUAAAAAACAUAAGUAUAUUCAUAUCAUUAGCAAUAGUAGCGGCAGUAUUACUAUUAGUAUCUCUCUCACUCUUCAAGAUUUCACAGCCUGUACUCAUAGACAUGUUCAAAAUUAACGACGAUGUCAUUCGCAUAUUCUACAUGGCUUGUUUUGGAAUAAUUAUGCUAUCAACUCCAGCUGCCAAUUGUAUAUGUUUCUUAUAUAUCAGCCAAGUUAUUUCUGAAUACGAAAUAUUCAAUGCAGACUUUGAAACGGAUGCCAACACCUAUCAGAUUGCAGUAGCUCGCCAUUAUGCUCAUGCUCAUAAUCGUAUCUACAAGAGUUUCCAAACUAUAGAGAGACCAAUAAGUUACUGGGUAUCCUCACACAUACUCAUCAAUCUAGUCAUAGUAUUAAAGUCCAUACACUACCUCAGUCAUAUUCAAAUAGAUGAAAGAAAUGCGAUAACUAACCUUUGUUUGGCGGCACCGACAAGCUUCUACCUUGUGAGCUGUUUGUUCCAAUCUAUAUGCAUUUUAUAUGUGGCUCUCGACAUCCGACAUCAAAUGACACGCCUGAAACAGUUGAUGUUCAACUUGUUAAUUGGUCAAAGAAUUUUACAUGACCAGACAUACAGCUUAUGUAUAGCAUGUAUUUCCCAUUUUCACAUUCACAAAUACGGUAUAAGCUUCUUUCGGUUGACAAUUAUUGACCGCCAAUUCAUCAACUUCAUUUGCUUCGGUUGCUUUCUCAUUCUUUUUCUCAGUGCUCAUCAAGAAUCCGGCUAG